AACAAUGUUAAUCUCAAUAAAAGGAAACACUUUGGUAAUGAGAAAGUGGGAUUUAGUGAUACACAGGGUGUUCACAAAAGAAUAGUAAAAUUUCCAAAUCGGUGUAGACAGUGAUGAUAAAAAACAAUAGAAUGCCAGAAAGUAAGCAAGUGUCACAAAUAAAUUAUGCCUAUUUCGUAGUAAAAUAAGUUUAAUUAAGAAGAUGAAUUUCGAAAAAGAUGAACUAGUUUUUUUAAAUAAUCUUAUUUUACUACGAAAUAAGGAGUACACUUGCAGUAAAUCAUAAAUUUUUAUAACCACAGCCUACUUUUUAUAAACAAGUAAUUAAUUAAUAUCAAAUAUGUAACUAUUUUUGUGAAAAAUAUUGGAAUAACCUGGAAACUACGGGGUUUUGGCACAGGACACCCCUUAUAAAAAUUGAAGAGCACGCAAAAGACUAUCGAAUAGAGAAAUAAAAUAGUAGUAGUUUCAUUUGAAAAAAAAAUCGUUAUGGCAAAUUUGGAAAUUUUUUGUGAACACCCUGUAUCACUAACUUCAACUUUCUCAUUACCAAAGUGUUGCCUUUUGUUCAGAUUCACAUUAGUGAUCAAAUGUAUUUCUUAAUUUUAAAAUCAAGGUCGCUACGAUUUAUCCAAAUGGGGGGGGUGGCUUAUAGGGAAUUAUUCAGAAAAAAAUUAAUAAUUUGGCAACAUUGACGAAAAACCAAUAGUGAAUAGGUUUCCAUGCAGAGGUUAAUGAAUGACAUCGAUCCAGCGAAAAAUAUACAGGGUGUUCCAUUAAAAAAAAAUCAGCUGUACGAAGUUUUUAAACUUCAAGAUGUUACCACAGAAAUUCCUCCAUGAUCCUCGCUUAGACCUUCGAAUAUGGUCCUUAUAGCUGCGCUGAGCGAUCUUUAGAUCUCGCCAGUCCCUAGGAAGCUUAGUUCGCAUGGCCCUAUUAAAGUGCCAAUGGCACCCGUGCUAGCUAAGGGGAGCCCCCCUUCAAUCUCAUCAACUGUAUUCAAUGACUCCAUAAUGCACCACAACUGAGGCACAGUGACGUCCACCUCCGGAACAAUGGCGGCCAUACGUUCGUGGUGCACCCACAACUUCAUAGGUGCUCCAGAACCUCUAGGCUUCUCAGGCGCCUUGAGACACAUACUGGACUGCUUCCUCUUCCAUCCGAUCUGACAUACUUGAUUCCUGACGUCGGGUUACCCUCCUGAGCCAACGAUCCAGACACGUACAACCUUUAGGCUUUGGCGCGGGACCCGCUUAAUUCGAGGUUUUACCCUCGGACCGGCACUCCUGACUAUCGCCUUCUGUGCGCCUGUCCAAUUCUUCUUGCGAAUAGGAGCUAAUACUCUCUUUUGAGGAACCAGCCCCCUUUUGAGGGUCCCCUCUUACGAGAAGCCCCACGCGUAGUGCGGAAAUGCUGCCUAACCUAGGUAGAUUCGGGGUCUUCUUCAGUCCUCUCACCCUUAAGAUCCGUCACACCCCACUCGACUUCUUCCCCCAACUUCACAACCUUUUCGAUCAUCCUCAGACCAUUCUUUCAGUUCUUAGACUUUUUUCAUCUCGUCUUCGAUUCCUCGCACUUUACCUUGCUCAGAUUUCUCCUGGGAGCCUCAAUCAGCGUCUUCACUCCUCGCCAAACUGCUAUAAUGCUCCUUAAAUGUUGUACACUGUGGAACUAAACCUCCUCUAAAAUGAUAAAGAUAGCGAACAUGUCAACAACCAUCUUAUCUUUUUGAGGUCAUCAUCGCACAGUCAGUCGCGAAUUUAACCUUUCGAGAGAAUGUUACCGAGACUUCUAACCGUGUGUCUAAUUAUUUCCUCGGCAAAAGCAGCCAGAAUUUUGGGUUACGUACCGAGCCCUUCCUACAGCCAUCAAAGUGUGUUUCGACCGAUCUGGAGGGAACUGUCGCUACGCGGCCAUCACGUCACGACGCUUACGGCUCAUCCAAUUAACGAUCCCCGACUCGUGAACCUGACCGAGAUCGACCUUAGUAAGGCCUUACACGAUGAUAUGUCGGUGAUUGAAGUGACGAGGAUCAUGCAGUUUCCCCGCCUGGAUGCGGUAAACGGGCUGAGCGUCUUCUUCGAGGCGAUGCACAAGGCGAUCGACAGGCAACUUCGCCACCCGCCGAUAAAGAGGUUGAUAGACGACCAGGAGACGAAAUUUGACCUUGUGAUCUCCGAGUAUCUCUACAGCAGUCCACUGGCAUUCGCCACCAGGUUCGGGUGUCCAUCAAUCGGGGUGGUUUCGCUGGACGCGUGGAAUACCUUGUACAAAUCUCUUGGGAAUCCGUCGCAUCCCGCGCUGUAUUCCAACGCAUUUAUGCCAGUCGGGGAUGAAAUGUCGUUGGGGGAUCGUUUUAAGAAUUUUGUGUCGUCUGUCAUGGUCGAUCUCCACCUCGACGACGCGCAGAGUUGGGAACAGGAACUCGUGCGGAAGCACUUUGGCGAUCACUACCCCUCGGUUCGGGAGAUGGCCAAGAACAUCAGCCUCCUAUUCGUCAACACCGAUCCCAUCUUCCACCAAAUCAGGCCGCUCUUGCCGGCCGUGAUACCCAUCGGUGCCGGAAUCAACAGGUCGCCUGCGCAGUCCACAUCUUUGCCGAAGGAUCUUCGAGCGAUUCUGGACGGUGCGACCCAGGGUUUUAUUUAUUUUAGUUUCGGGUCCGUCAUGAAAACGGAAUAUCUGCCAGAGGAGGCGAUACGUACAUUUUCGGACGUAUUCGCAGAGCUCCCCCACGUUGUCCUGUGGAAGUUUGACGGCGACAGUCCACCGGCCACUCCGCCCAAUGUGAUCAUCUCCAAGUGGUUUCCUCAAAAAGACAUUUUGGGGCAUCCCAACAUCAAGCUGUUCAUAACACAGGGUGGUCUACAGUCGAUGGACGAGGCGAUCUACGCGCACGUUCCGAUGCUCGGGAUUCCGUUUCUCGCCGACCAAUUCUACAACGUCCGAAAGAUGGCGAACAUGGGCUUCGGAUUCGAGCUGGCGCAAAGCGAUCUGAACAAGCCGACCGUUAAGGCUGCAAUUUUGGAGGUCAUAGCAAAUCCGAGGUAUAAGACUGAGAUGAAGAAACUGGCCAAAUUGGCGGACGAUCAGCCGAUGACCGGUCUUGAGAAGGCCGUCUGGUGGUCGGAGUACGUCAUACGUCACAAGGGUGCACAGCAUCUUAGAGGUCCCCUGAUGAACGCACCUUGGUAUCAAUACUACUUGAUAGACGUGAUGGGUGUUUUGAUACUGACUUUACUUCUAAUCGCCCUAUUUAACUAUGUCACACUUAAAUUUGUAUUGAAAUUUGUAAAAUGGUUGCGUGCGCCUAACGAACGUAAAAGUCGUUAAGGUUUGCGUUAUUACUAUUCGCCCUCAGCAUUCUUCUUAAUUUGUAUCAGGUGUGUUUUAAAAAGUCUUUUUUAUGAGACUUUAAAAGCCCUUUGUCAAUUAUUAUUUUUUUAGUUAGUUACGCAUUGCUUUUCACUUAGGAUAUUCAUUUUCGAUAUAAGUA
Molecule: messenger RNA, 3496 nt
Organism: Photinus pyralis (common eastern firefly)
Lineage: Eukaryota; Metazoa; Arthropoda; Insecta; Coleoptera; Lampyridae
Product: UDP-glucuronosyltransferase 2B33-like
Exons: 4
Coding region: 1777-3333 (518 amino acids)
Molecular function (GO): UDP-glycosyltransferase activity
Source: RefSeq, a predicted model, not a curated record